UUCUUACUAUCUCAGCUUAUGGUCAGAAGUCAAGUGACCUGAAUUUCUGCCUGGCCAACACUGUGAUUAAGAUCCGCAUAAGUUUCUGGGCACUACAGCCCUGCAGGACCCAGAGAGCACUGGACACACUGGAGCAAACGCGGAUGGUAGGUCCUUUGGGGCUGUGCAACACGGUGGCUCUGAGCCUGGCGUGGUUAUUAAUCCUUAGGUUUUUCCCUCUAAAAAGGGGGCAAUGACAUCAUCCUUAUCAGCCUCCCAAGCUGAUUUCAAGGCUCCAAAGCUAGGAUAGAAGGAAAGGUGCUUUGGCCUCAAGAGCCCCACACCAUGAUAUUCUCACAGUCUAACUUAUUUCUUUUGCCCUAGACAUCUCUUUUGUGAGAAGAAAGAGAGGAGGGAAGAUGCUCUGUGAUGCUUCCAGUAAUGCUGACCAGUCAUGGUGCUGUCACCUCCUCGUCUGUCUUUGCAAUCUGUUCCCAACUGAGGUUUCUGUUGCAGUGUAACUGACCACUCCAGGGGCCACUGAGGGCUGUCAGGAUGAACUAUCCUUCCACCCCAGGCUGUCACUGCCAGAAAAUUACCUGAAGAGUUCCAGCCUGAGGCCUCCUCAUGGAUGGGUUAAAUGUGACAUCAUCUGUUGUUGAGGAACCCACGAACAUCUCAACUGGCAGGAACGCCUCGGUUGGGAAUGCACAUCGGCAAAUCCCCAUCGUGCACUGGGUCAUUAUGAGCAUCUCCCCAGUGGGGUUUGUUGAGAAUGGGAUUCUCCUCUGGUUCCUGUGCUUCCGGAUGAGAAGAAAUCCCUUCACUGUCUACAUCACCCACUUGUCUAUUGCAGACAUCUCACUGCUCUUCUGUAUUUUCAUCUUGUCUAUUGACUAUGCUUUAGAUUACGAGCUUUCUUCUGGCCAUUACUACACGAUUGUCACAUUAUCAGUGACUUUUCUGUUUGGUUACAACACGGGCCUCUAUCUGCUGACGGCCAUUAGUGUGGAGAGGUGCCUGUCAGUCCUUUACCCCAUCUGGUACCGAUGCCAUCGCCCCAAGUACCAGUCGGCAUUGGUCUGUGCCCUUCUGUGGGCUCUUUCUUGCUUGGUGACCACCAUGGAGUAUGUCAUGUGCAUCGACAGAGAAGAAGAGAGUCACUCUCGAAGUGACUGCCGGGCAGUCAUCAUCUUUAUAGCUGUCCUGAGCUUCCUGGUCUUCACACCCCUCAUGCUGGUGUCCAGCACUAUCUUGGUCAUGAAGAUCCGGAAGAACACGUGGGCUUCCCAUUCCUCCAAGCUGUACAUCGUCAUCAUGGUCACCAUCAUUAUAUUCCUCAUCUUCGCCAUGCCCAUGAGACUCCUUUACCUGCUGUACUAUGAGUAUUGGUCAACCUUUGGGAACCUACACCACAUUUCCCUGCUCUUCUCCACAAUCAACAGUAGCGCCAACCCUUUCAUUUAUUUCUUUGUGGGAAGCAGUAAGAAGAAACGAUUCAAGGAGUCCUUAAAAGUUGUUCUGACCAGGGCUUUCAAAGAUGAAAUGCAACCUCGGCGCCAGGAAGACAAUUGUAAUACGGUCACAGUUGAGACUGUUGUCUAAGAACUGAGAGGGAAGUUGUGGAUAACAAUGGUGGAACACAGGUCAUUUUUAGCUUGUGCUUGGAAUGUAACUUAAGUAUCUCCUAAAUGUGAUACAGAAGGACAUCUCAUCCAAUAUGCAUGAGAUACUAAUUAAUGAUGAAAUUGAACUCUUGUACUGUAUCUUCUGGAAAUGACCUGUCAUUUCUGUACUUGAUAAAGACUCUUUCUAUUUCUUUCAGCUCUUUUGGCAGCAUCUUACCAUGAACCAUAAAAAUGACUCUAGCAGGAAGAUUUAGAGAUGUGUACGAGACAAGGUAACAAAAGUAUUUGUUGGAACUUGAGGAGGCAGCUUGAUGUAGCAGGAAGAACAAGGGUCACUUCCUGUGUGACCUCAGGCAAGUUGUUAAACCUCUCAGAGCCUCAUUUUCUCACUCACAUAAUGGUCACGGCAACAGUCUAUACCUCCUUGGUCUGCUGUGAGGAUGAAAUGAGAAGAUGAGGCUUGCAAAGCACCUGGCACAUUGUGGAUGCUCAACAAACAUCAGUCUCUCCUCACUCCCUUCAAUGGUAGACAAAAUAUAAAUUUCUGUUUCGUAAAGCACACACACACACACACACACAACUCUAUCAUGUACAGAAGUUAUUAUGUGUUUUUACACAUUGAACGUAAAUUUACGAAGGUCUUCUUUUUGCUUGCAGCAUGAAAGCUUUUCAUGGCAUUAUCCCUCUAUUGAAAAACAUCGCGGAUGUUAUGAUCUAAGCAGCCAUGUGCUCGUGCAUCAUUUCAGGUUAAGAAGAAAAACAUUUGGCCACCAGUAGAGGGGUUUCUCAUGGCUUCCCUUCCCUCUGUGGGAAUACUAGAUGAAAUGAAAGUCUGUGUUUUGAAAUCCUUUGAUUGCAUAUAAAUUUUUAUGAAUGGAGUUGAAUUUAUGACUUCCUGGUGGUGACUGGGAUCCUCCUCCCCCAUGAAACGGUGGGUUAUUUAUCGCCAGAGUUCUCACCUGCAGCCAAGUGCAGGUCUCUGCACCUGUUUGCCUCCUCGCCUCCUGAGGCUUUUUUUUUUUUUUUUCAUCAUACCUGGAAGGAGGCUCAGUGUAAGGGCUAAUGAGAAUGUGGACACAUCCUGGAGGACUCUGAUAUUUUUGCUUAUGGCAGAUCCUUGCAUGACGUCCUCAGCAUCUUUAUUCAGCACUCCAGGGCAGGCUCUGCCUCUUGCCUGCCACGAGUUGCCCUCCAGACACCACAUGUCCUGGGUUUUAGCUGUGAAGCCCGUCUCAGCCUAUAGACUGCAUAGCGAUGUUUAUUUCCUUCUGUCCCUUCUAGGAGUUCCACAAAAUGGCAAUAUGUCACAUGAUUCUACAGGUUGUAAAAUGUUCAAGUCCGUAGAAAUGAGCCCGAUAGUAUUUAUUUUAACCAUUUGCUCUUUAAAAGGUCAGAGAGGCAGUGAUGAAACGGUUCUCUGUUGCUGCUGGUCCUUCCCCAUUCUCUUCCUUUCUCAAAAGAAACGAUGGGGGGCAGCUUCGCUGAGGGAGCUGAGUCUCUCCCGUCGAGCCAGGACCCCACUACCAGCCAAGCUUGGAUGCCGGAGGCUUUUCAGUGGGUGACGACAUCUGAUUCAGAAACAAGGCAGCUUUGCUUUCAGGAGCCCAGAUGGGGUGUGGAGCAGUGACAUUUAGAAUGAUCUUGUUUUUGGUUGAAAACAGAGCAUCUUCCCUGGGAAAGAACAGAAUAUGGAGAUCAGAGCGACUCCCCUCUGUUUCCUGUCCUCUCCUGUGUGUGCUGCGUGCUGGCCUCUGGGGUAGGGAAAGGGGGCCAACCUCAUCUCAUUUCAAAAGGGAUCUUAGUCUCAAAGAGGACCCUAAAGACUAUUAGAUACAAGGAAUUUCUACCUAAGGAAAAUAUGGUGAACUAAUAGGAAGCCCCCAUUUAUUGUUUUUCUGCAGAUAAAGUUGGGAAAUCAAAUGUGAUAAUGAAUAUAAAAGUUAUUCUAACCUUUUAAAAUGAUGGCUUACCAAGAGGUAGGAUUCAGAGUUUGGCAGGGUUAUAAAGACUAAUUUCUUUCUCUCUUCCCCCAAAUCCAUUCCCAAAAUGAACUGUAAGGUUAAAACGAAAACAAGAAGAUCUGUGUAGAUUUGCAAAUGUGUAGAGAAUACUAAAUAAUUGGUACCCUUUAGGCAUUCAGACAAUUUGCCUAAGUCACUGUAGGUUACUAGGUGCCACUUCCGAGAAUUCCCUGGGGAUAGGGAGGAGAUUGUUUGGAUAACGCCUGUCCUAACUGAAGAGGAAGGGUUUGUAGUGUUCCUACUACAAAGAUUCGUGGACAGCCUUCUCUGCAGAACGCCAUGAUGUGGACAAGGCAAAGAUGGGGAAGUGGAAGCCGCUGUCCUGUGUUGUAGGAGAGAGAGACACCACAUAACUAAAACGCCAGGCUGCACACAAGUUUGUUUGACAAGUGUUAGGAACAAAAUUGUGUGGCAGAGGUCACCGCAGCAGGGGGCUCUUCCUGCCACCCCCGCACUGCACACAGCCUCUUCUGUUCCCUCCCCUGCCCACUGGCCUUUCUCCUCAGCAGUCGUCAUGCCGUGUAUUGAUUUGCUUAUUUGCUUGUUCUCUGUCUCUUCACGCUAGACUAUAAGCUCCUUGAGGGCAGGGAUGUAACUUUGCUCACUGCUGUAGCCCCAGUUUAUCUGCUGUGGCGGUCUAAUCCACUGCACCCCUCUCUGGGAUGUUUCCCUUGCACAUAUAAAUAGGCUCAAAUGGCUUCCACCUAACCGCAAGCCAUUCCUUGCCCCAUAGUCCUUUCCAGUUUCUAUCUCCCCUCCUUCCCUUUCGUCCAAACCACCUUCUGGAAAGGCUCUUCCACACUCGCUGUCCUGACUCUUGCCACAAUUCAGCCCUCAACAUCCUGCCAGUUGUCUUGCAGUCUGACCAUCACAGAGAGAUUGGUCCAGAUAGGAAGGUGAGUAACUUCCACAGUGCCACAUCUGAUGGGCUGUUUUCUACCCAUGCCUUUUGCGGCAUUUAAUGCCCACAGUCUUCCCGAAAUUAUCUCUUUUCUUGGAUUCUAGUUUGCUACAUUUUUCUCCAGGUCUUUUUGAAUCCUGUCUUCCCAACUAGAAUCUUGUCACUUCUUUCCUCCCUCUUCUACUGCUCCUCCCUUAAACGGACACAUUUUCCAUAAUUCAGUGGCUGGGCCUCCACUCUCCUCUUUCUGAGAACUCUCUCUGGAUCCUGAUCCAUAGUCAUCUGCUUAUUAAUGAACCUCAAAUAGGCAUUUGCUGAGCAGAACCCUUUGCUGGGCUCCAGUCCUGUGUGUCCAACCAUCUAAUGGACUUUUUGACCCAAUGUCCUAUAGAUGCUUGUAACCCAUUCAUUUCUCCACCAUUUCUUUUUUCUUUUCCUUUUCUUUAUUUUCUUUUUCUU
Molecule: messenger RNA, 4988 nt
Organism: Chlorocebus sabaeus (green monkey)
Lineage: Eukaryota; Metazoa; Chordata; Mammalia; Primates; Cercopithecidae
Source: RefSeq, a predicted model, not a curated record